CGCGGGGUAAGUGCUUAUGUAAGCGAAUUAAUUGCGACACGCCGCCGGAAUUCGCCAGACGAUUGCUACAGUGCACGAUGCUUCACCUGCGGCCGUGGAUGCGUGCGGCGCGCCGCGCGUACAGCGUCAAGGCGACGGGCUACACAGCGAUGGGCUCGUUCCAUACGCCAAGCAUCGACGACAUCUUUGAGCAAGGCGCCAUCGAGCUGCCCGUGGCCAUGGACCACACUGGCGCCCCGACUGCGUUUGGUACGCCGAUGCGCCAGCACUUCUUUCUCGACCCAACGUGGACGUUUAUCAACCACGGCGCCUUUGGUGCGUCGCUACGGACAGGUAUGGCGGCCGCGCAGCAGUGGCGGGAGCUCGCGGAGCGCCAGCCGCUCAAGUUUUAUGAUCGGGAGCUCUUCUUCUACCUCGUCCACGCGAUCCAAGCCCUCGCCGCCACGUUGCACGCGUCCCCCAAAGACGUCGUUUUGCUGCCCAACGCUACUUCGGGUCUCAAUGCGGUAAUUCAGUCGAUGGCAGCGACCAUGCAGCCAGGCGACUCGAUCUACAGCUUGGACGUGGCGUACGGUGCUGUCAAGAAGCUUCUGCAUCAAGUGUGCGCCGAGCGAAAGCUCGUCCAGUCAUCCCACGCCUUGAGCUUUGGCGACGCCCACGACGACGACGCGAUCGUCGCACGUAUCGCCGAGACGCUGCCGACGUCCGGCUGCCGGCUCGUCGUUAUGGACCACAUAACGUCCAACACGGCGACCGUACUGCCGGUUCAGCGCAUCACGGAGCUCUGUCACGCGCGUGGCAUCCCCGUGCUCAUUGACGGUGCCCACGGCCUCUUGAACCUCCCGCUCGACUUGAGUGCCAUUGGCGCCGACUUCUAUGUCGGCAACUGCCACAAAUGGCUCAGCGCGCCCAAAGGCGCUGCCUUUCUGCACGUCGCGCCGCACUACCAGUCCAUCGUGCGGCCCCAAGUGCAGUCGCAUGGCAUGGACGACGGCUUCCAAAGCACGUUUCUAUGGACGGGCCUCCAGGACUACGCGUCGCUCCUCGCUCUUCCCGCCUGUCUCUCGUUCUGGGAGGCGCACAACCUCGACGCUGUCCGCGCCUACAUGCAUGCGACAGUCGCUGACGCGGCAUCGGAGCUCACGCGGCACUGGCAGCUCCCACCGGCGACCAAUGUCCCGUCCCACAAGCAGUGCAGUAUGCGCCUCGUGGCGCUGCCGCCGCGCGUCUUUGGCACGUCGUCGACGCCGACGUCGGUCGACGCCAAGCUCGUGCAAGACUCGCUGCACUUUCUACAUGCAAUCGAAGUGCCCGUCAAGUGCAUCGAAGGACAGCUGUACGUUCGGCUGUCGGGCCACGUAUACAACACCCCGAGCGACUACGCCCGGCUCGCAGACGUGGUGCGAUCCGCCUCGGAGAACGUGUAGAGUGCCCAUGUGAAAGACCAUAUUUGGUCUUUCGAAAUAUACGAAACUGUGGUAUCUAUGCCUGCUUCUCA
Molecule: messenger RNA, 1498 nt
Organism: Saprolegnia diclina VS20
Lineage: Eukaryota; Oomycota; Saprolegniomycetes; Saprolegniales; Saprolegniaceae
Exons: 5
Coding region: 78-1427 (449 amino acids)
Source: RefSeq, a predicted model, not a curated record